Eublepharis macularius is the source of this 2673-nucleotide messenger RNA. RefSeq names its product growth differentiation factor 2 (gene GDF2). The transcript has 2 exons. Gene Ontology annotation, molecular function: cytokine activity; growth factor activity. Gene Ontology annotation, biological process: SMAD protein signal transduction; BMP signaling pathway. The record is from RefSeq and is a predicted model, not a curated record. The coding region runs from base 83 to 1339 and encodes 418 amino acids. NCBI's taxonomy places the organism in Eukaryota, Metazoa, Chordata, Lepidosauria, Squamata, Eublepharidae. Gene Ontology annotation, cellular component: extracellular region.
UUCAGUCUCUCAACAGCAAGAAGUGUGGCCUCUCAGAUCAUCUGUGGCCCUUUCCCGUUCGGAACCAUCGAACGCAUGCAGGAUGCACCGUUUGGGUGCCCAGUUUCUUCUGAAUAUCAUCAUCUUUCGUCUAGCGAAUGGCAAACCCUUCGUAGAUCAGGGCAGGUUACUAACAAGGGGAAACUCUCACGAAGCUUCUCGUGAGCUCGGGAACGUGGAAGGAGAAGCUCAUUUCCGCUUCAGAGCUUUCCUGGAGAAUCUGAAAGCUGAUUUCCUGAGAAGCUUGAAUUUGUCAGAAGUCCCUUCGCAAGAGAAGACGAAAGAGGAGCCACCUCAGUUCAUGAUCGAUUUGUAUAACAGAUACACCAAGGACAAGUCUUCCAGCCCCAUAUCCAACAUUGUGCGCAGCUUCAGCCCGGAAGAUGUGACUUUACCGGAAAUGAAUUCACUUCAGAAAUACAUCCUGCCAUUCAACGUCUCCAUCCCACAGCAUGAAGAAGUCUCCAGAGCUGAGCUAAGAAUCCACAUUGCCUGUCAGGAGAAAACAGUGUGUUUGUCUCAUGUCCAAGGAAGACUGUCCGUUCAUGAUACUCUUGGAGGAGAUGAUUGGGAGCAGCCAAAAGGAACCAACUACUUCCCGGUCUCCAAAGAUAUCCACGAAUGUGGCUGGGUGAUGUUUGACGUGUCUGGCACUGUGAAAAGAUGGGUCCGGAUAGACAAAACGAAAGCCAGCAAUCAGCUGGUCAUUUCUGUGGAGAGUCACGUUCCAUAUGAUCCCUCCUGUGAGAAGUUACGCCUCAGUGUAACGCCUGACUCCACCCAUUUGCCUUUGCUUAUAGUGUUCUCCAAUGAUAACAAUAACCGAAUCAAGGAGAACCACGAGGAACUCCAGGAAAUGAUGGCGCACGAACAGGAGAGCAUUCUCCAAAAUGUUGUGAAGAACCACACGGUUCACAAACAUAAUGCAGUGUCUGGAAAUGGAAUCCGUCGCCCGUCAACCAGAAGCAAACGUAGCGUUGAACUCGACCACUGUCGGAGAACCUCUCUCCGGGUGAAUUUCAAAGAAAUUGGAUGGAAUUGGAUCAUUGCCCCCCAAGAUUACGAGGCGUUUGAAUGCAAAGGGGGCUGCUUCUUCCCUCUGACCGAUAACGUCACGCCAACCAAGCAUGCCAUCGUCCAGACACUGGUGCACUACAAGAACCCCAAGAAAGCUUCCAAAGCCUGUUGUGUCCCAACCAAACUGGAUGCAAUUUCCAUGCUUUAUAACGAUGAUGCUGGGACACCCACUCUGAAGUACCAAUAUGAGGGAAUGAAAGUAGCAGAAUGUGGAUGCAGGUAGUAACUGUGGGGUGGGGCCUCUCUGAGAAGGGAGGGGAAGGGUCUUUCAGCUUCACUGUAAAUCUGUACAUUGAUGAAGUCAAUGCAAAGACAUGCAUGCAGACCUUUCCGUAUGGACAUUUCGUAGCAUGGCACUAGUUUGUAAAUAUGUAUUGUCGAAGGCUUUCACGGCCGGAGAACGAUGGUUGUUGUGGAUUUUCCAGGCUGUAUCGCCGUGGUAUUGGCAUUGUAGUUCCUGACGUUUCGCCAGCAGCUGUGGCUGGCAUCUUCAGAGGUGUAGCACCAAAAGACAGAGAUCUCUCAGUGUCAAGAUGUUGGCAGGUGAUUUAUGUCUACUCAGGGAAGGUGGGGUUGGGCUGAGUCAUCCUGUAAGAGUUUCCCAGGGUGUGGGAUGCUAAUGGAGGGAGGCUUCACUGUAUCCUGAGGAGGUUCUUUUGCAUAUGGAUUGGUGCUUGAUAUGCUAAUCUUCUCUGCAGGGCUAUUGUAGGUUAUGGAGUCUAUACAGCUGCUGGCGAAACAUUAGGAACUACAAUUCCAAGACCAUGGCGAUACAGCCCGGAAAAUCGACAACAACCAUAGUUUGUAAAUAGUUGGCAGAUAUCAGAGUAUAAGAAGAGCUGGAUUCGAAGCUCAGUUCCCAGUUCAGGCUUAAUUUUAGAAAUCACUAUGCUUGUUCCAAACUCAAAGCAACAACAGCUUACUCCAGGGAGAUUCUACUGAACAGCUCCCCUCUGUAGGGCCGUCGUGAACCUGGUCUCUUUGUACAGCAAGAAUUCCUUACAGAGUGUGGCAUAAUUGGACUCUUUGAUUGUAUGAGCUAUGCUCAAGAUAUUGGUUAUGUGAGCUAACUGGUUAUAUGCUGUUAACAGAGAUAUUAAAAUUCUGGGGGACACAAAGUUCUGGUUUCCUUAUUUUUCUCUGAAGCCCAAUAGGGGAAAAAAUGGAAAUGUGAGGAAACAUGUGUAUUUGUGUCUGUGUUAUGAAAUAUUGGCUGUUUUCACACAUCUCAACCGUCGCUCAAAAUCAUGCAAAACUCACGGAACGACGGCAUCUUCAUGGCACGAUUUCCCGUCAUGACUCAGUUCGUGGCACAAUGACGUCAGAAAUCGCGCAAUGUAACGGAAUCAUGACGGGAAAUCGCACCAUGAAGAUGCUGUCGUUCCGUGCGUUUUGUGCGAUUUUGCGUGACGGUUAAGAGUAGAUGCGAAAACGGCCAUUGUCUCUUCCACAGUGAUUAGUGAAAUAUAUUAAUUACGUUGCAAGUCCUUUCCCCUGGAAACAUAACCUUUACAUAUUCUUUUUACGAACCAGUAAUAAAAUCUUCCUUUCUGUUUA